GGACGAUCUCUAGAAUGACAUGUCUCGUGGUGUUUGUUUGUAGAACGAAUAUACAUAGAUGUUGUAGAUGAAAAUGUGUUCAUCGGACAAUGAAAUGGUAGCAUCAAAAAAGCCAUCGGAGGAAGUGGACGCAUUUAUUGGUAGAUCCGCAGACCUGGCGGAAGUCCAAAUAUUCGCCCCCCUUUUUUCUUUUCUUCUGAAACUGCCUGAACAAACCGCCCACAUCGGCGCAGUCUAACAGGCUGGUACUUUUCCCUGGCUCCGAGUCAAAACCAAAGACCAAGUUUCUUGAAAAGCUGGACUCGAACCGAACAGCCAUGGCAGAGCUAACUCAUAUGAUAGACAGCGAGGUGUUCCUGGCCUUCUCUACCUACGCCACUAUCGUCGUCCUCAAGAUGAUGCUGAUGUCUCCUAUGACUGGAUACUUCCGCAUCACGAGAAAGGCAUUUGCUAACCAGGAGGACACCAGUCUGGCCUCCUCGACAGGGGACAAGAAGAAGCUGGUCAGGGUGGAUCCUGAUGUGGAGAGAGUACGAAGAUGCCACCAGAACGACCUGGAGAACAUAAUUCCGUUCGUAGUGAUUGGUCUGCUGUAUACCCUGACGGGGCCCGACCUCUCCACUGCUCUGCUCCACUUCCGGGUGUUUGUUGGUUCCAGGCUCUUCCACACGGUGGCCUACAUCCUCCCCCUGCCCCAGCCCAGUAGAGCUGUGACCUUCCUCAUCGGACUGGUCACCACCAGCUCUAUGGCCUCUAGGGUUCUGAUGACUGCGCUUUAUCUGUAGAGGCUUGAGGGACACACACACACACACACACACACACACACACACACACACACACCACUACAAGGGCCUUGUCUUUGAGGGUCUCCAUUGAAUGUGCUUGAGGAUACAUUUACGUUUAUCAAAGUUGUUCCUUCUGUGUCUGAUAGGAUUAUAACAUGCUGUUACUGCAGUACAUAUCAGAAUGUUACUGACAGUACAUAUCAGGAUGUUACUGCAGUACAUAUCAGAAUGUCCCUUCUGUGUCUGAUAGGAUUAUAACAUGAUGUUACUGCAGUACAUAUCAGAAUGUUACUGCAGUACAUUUCAGAAUGUUACUGCAGUACAUUUCAGAAUGUUACUGCAGUACAUAUCAGAAUGUUACUGCAGUACAUAUCAGAAUGUUACUGAUAGUACAACAGUUUCCACUAGAAAUUGGAGGCCACUCAUCUAAACUUGAUGAGUAAUGCUGUUCCCUCUAACAGCCUCUGUUGAGUCUCAUUCUCUAUUGGCAGCAACAGGAUGUUGAGGCCAGUCAGUUCAGAAAAUAAAAUUUGAAUUUCAAGAGUUUAA
Molecule: messenger RNA, 1334 nt
Organism: Oncorhynchus kisutch (coho salmon)
Lineage: Eukaryota; Metazoa; Chordata; Actinopteri; Salmoniformes; Salmonidae
Product: microsomal glutathione S-transferase 1-like
Exons: 4
Coding region: 318-785 (155 amino acids)
Cellular component (GO): membrane; mitochondrion
Molecular function (GO): glutathione transferase activity
Source: RefSeq, a predicted model, not a curated record